Molecule: messenger RNA, 180 nt
Organism: Ascochyta rabiei
Lineage: Eukaryota; Fungi; Ascomycota; Dothideomycetes; Pleosporales; Didymellaceae
Exons: 1
Coding region: 1-180 (59 amino acids)
Source: RefSeq, a predicted model, not a curated record
AUGUUAUCUGGUAAAAAGGUCUGUAGGAAGUCCCCGCGUACAAAAUCCAGCAUUUUUCACCUCACUUGCACACUUCCACCUCACCACGCUCAGUCAAUAUCCCCAAAGAGAGCCCAGGAAAGGGCUAAUGAUGCCAAAUUCUAUGGGUUGUCAAACCCAUACUAUAAACAAUCAGAGUAA